GGUGCAUAACAUUAUCUCAUAUCACAUGCAUGGCAAGACAUGAUUGAUGUAAUUAGAUGCUCUGGAGAGAUCCCACUGUCCUUCCCCAACACAUGUAGAAUGCUUAGAAAGCACCAGAAACCUGUGAAAUAGAUCAACAGAUGAUGUUUUAUCUCCUCUCAAGGUCUGUUGGUUUACUGUCAUAUCCCAUGUGAUAUGUCAAAACAAGUUGAUGCAUGUAUUAUCAUGUUGCAUUGGGUUUGUAUUUGUAUUUAUUGUGGAUCCCCUUUAGCUACAGCAGCUACUCUUCAUGGGGUCCAGUAAAAUGAAGGCAGUUAUGCAAUUGUAAAAACAUCCCUAUACAUUCACAACAGAUUUCACAAAAUCCAUGUUCCUGUUUGAUUUCGGGGUAGGCUGUCAACAGCACGUACUAUGUAUGAUAUGUAUUCUGAUCAAGUCAACAAUACGUCUAGGCAUAUCUGACGUCAUGUAUAUCUUUAUGUGAAGGUUAAUGUCCAUAUUGACAUCAGUUCAUUGUGUUUGAGGACGGUUCACUGACCGGUUUUCAACGGAUACGAUUAGACGAGUUUAACAGCUACAGAAAAGCUACAGUAGCCUAUCAGAACAGCUGCAGUAUCAGAGGCGCAGAGCCUUAAUUAACGGGCUACACAUAAUGGCUGACGACAGCCAGAGCGUGAAAUGGGAGGAUCCCCCGGAUGACCAAAAUAAGGUUGUGGAGAAUAUGAAGGAUGAAACAGAGACACAUGAGACCAACAAGAACAGGACAGGAGGCAAGGCUAAACGUAAGUCCAGUGGCCGCGCCAAGAAGACUUCCGUGGAGGAAGACAGCAGCAUUGGUGCAGAGUCUUCUCAGACACCCGGGUGUGGUUUCCGGGAAAGGGGAUCUAUCAUUGAGCAGCUGGAGAAGGAGGCUCAGAGGACUCUAAUGCCUUCUCUCAAGAUUGGGACAUGCUGUGCCCCAAUCCUCCUCUCCUUCCUGAGGAGUCUAACUGAUGAGCAAGUCCCAUGUCUUUUUCCAACCUCACAUACAACAACUCUGAAUUUAUAGUCAUAGUGCACCUUCUAACCACAAAUGGGAUUUUAGACACUACACCUAACAUCACUGUAACCACACCCCUAACUCUUCCUGUAAAUCAAGAACAAAAUGUCUCAUGUACUUGCUAAUAGCUUAAUUAAAUACACUUUUAUUUUCCCUGACAUGGCUAUCUAGUGACUCCACUAACUCAACAUCAGUGUGCAGGUAAAAUAUGUUUCCUUUCUUUUCUUUUCUCUAGCCAAUGGAGGGUGAUUCAGCAUGGCAUGAAAAAUAACCUCACAUUCGAGCAGCUCUCCAUGCUGUGUCUGAAGAUUGUUAAGGUCGUGACCCAGACAGCCCUCCGCAUUCUCCUACCAGCGCUAGCUCGUAUCAUGGGGGUGAACCUGAGGAGUGGGGCAACCUCCCCAGAAUCACAGUGCUCUCUGACAGGGUCUGAGGAUUCCUUAGGCAGUCUGGAUGAGAGAGAGAAAAGGCUGCUGAUCAGUGAGAUUAACUACUGGACUAAGGAGAGGAGGAGGAAUGGCAGUGCAGGGUUCCGCCAAAAAUCCACCCGCAGAACCUCAUCACCAUGCUGUUCGCCUAAGAGGUAUGUUCACAGCAAUAUUUCAACUUAAUAAUUGC
Molecule: messenger RNA, 1657 nt
Organism: Oncorhynchus mykiss (rainbow trout)
Lineage: Eukaryota; Metazoa; Chordata; Actinopteri; Salmoniformes; Salmonidae
Source: RefSeq, a predicted model, not a curated record